Malania oleifera is the source of this 1696-nucleotide messenger RNA. RefSeq names its product oxygen-dependent coproporphyrinogen-III oxidase, chloroplastic. Gene Ontology annotation, cellular component: chloroplast stroma; cytoplasm. The coding region runs from base 232 to 1458 and encodes 408 amino acids. Lineage: Eukaryota; Viridiplantae; Streptophyta; Magnoliopsida; Santalales; Ximeniaceae. The transcript is spliced from 8 exons. Gene Ontology annotation, molecular function: coproporphyrinogen oxidase activity. The record is from RefSeq and is a predicted model, not a curated record.
GCUUGAAGUAGGAAAGUGCUGGUCGCGGACUCACCGUCCCGUGAUGGUCGCGGGGUCAUCACCAUUCGCCAAUCUAAAGUAAUUUCCUAUCACCAGCGGUGUAAUGCGAAGGCAAAUUGACUUGCUCUAUCCCCUCAAAUUUUCUCGCUUAUCUUCUGCUUCAGCAUCGUUCUUUUCGAAGUCAACGCAUUCAUAUUUUCCAAGUGACCUGCCGGUGAACAUCCACCAGCAAUGCCGCCGGCUGCGGUCGCCCUCUCGGCUACACUGCGGAUUACCCCUUGUUCAUCUUUUCUCUCAAUUCCAACCAGCAGCAACAGUAGGCACAGCAAAAACCUAAAUCCCUCGUCGUUCAUCACCGGUACCACCACCCAUUCCCUCUCUCAAUCCCGCGGAACCAUCACAGUUGCUUCUACUUCUAAUAGCAUAGCGCGAUGUGCGGUGGCGAUUGAGAAGGAGACGCCGGAGAACGAACGUCCCCCCACAUUUCUGCGAGCGAGUAAUGAGAGUGAAACUGGAAGUGGGAGUAUAAGGGGCCGAUUUGAGAAGAUGAUAAGGGAUGCGCAGGACAGCGUGUGCUCGGCGAUCGAGGGGACGGAUGGGGUUGGGAAGUUUAAGGAGGACGUAUGGUCGAGGCCUGGUGGAGGGGGUGGCAUCAGCAGAGUAUUGCAGGAUGGGGCAGUUUGGGAGAAAGCUGGAGUUAAUGUCUCCGUCGUCUACGGUAUUAUGCCUCCCGAUGCUUAUAGAGCUGCCAAUGUUUCUUCCUCCUCAUCCUCCAAUCUGAAAAUUGGCCCCGUCCCCUUCUUUGCCGCCGGUAUCAGCUCGGUUUUACACCCAAAGAACCCUUUUGCCCCAACAUUGCAUUUCAAUUAUCGCUAUUUUGAGACUGAUGCUCCAGAAGAUGCUCCAGGAGCACCUAGACAGUGGUGGUUUGGUGGUGGCACCGAUUUGACUCCUGCAUACAUCUUUGAGGAAGAUGUCAAGCACUUCCAUUUGGUUCAAAAAGGUACUUGUGACAAAUUCGAUCCUAGCUUUUAUCCACGGUUCAAGAAAUGGUGUGAUGAUUAUUUCUAUAUUAAGCAUCGUGGUGAACGGCGAGGGCUUGGAGGUAUAUUUUUUGAUGAUCUCAAUGACUAUGACCAGGAGAUGCUUCUCUCUUUUGCCACAGAAUGUUCAAACUCCGUGAUUCCUGCAUACAUUCCCAUUAUAGAGAGAAGGAAGGACACACCGUUUACCGAUCAGCACAAGGCAUGGCAGCAGUUGCGAAGAGGGCGCUAUGUAGAAUUCAACUUGGUAUAUGAUCGAGGCACUACAUUUGGACUGAAGACAGGUGGUAGGAUCGAGAGCAUUCUUGUUUCUCUGCCACUUACGGCACGGUGGGAAUAUGACCAUCAACCAAAAGAGGGUAGUGAAGAAUGGAAACUGCUAGAUGCUUGUAUCAACCCGAAGGAGUGGAUCUAAUAUUCUUCAAAAAUAAUAUCCUUUGUACUAUUAUUUUGUGUUUUGUGUACUAUUGUGUCAUUUUCCUUUUUCUCUUUUGUUGUUCUGGUUCCCAACUCAGGUGUAAUUCGGAAGUUACCUGUAGGCGAUAAGAGGAAGGUUGUAUUUGUAAUGGAAAUGAACUUAAAGCCAAGGGGAACACAAAACUGCAAAUUUUUGUACAUUUUUUUGUCGUCUAGCUGCAUUCGGAUACAUUAUU